Ambispora gerdemannii is the source of this 905-nucleotide messenger RNA. The record is from the annotation of a GenBank genome assembly. NCBI's taxonomy places the organism in Eukaryota, Fungi, Glomeromycota, Glomeromycetes, Archaeosporales, Ambisporaceae.
AUGUCCAUGUUUACAAGAAAAUUUACUAAAGACUUGACCGAGCUUUUGACAAAUUAUGGCGAACAUGAUAUCAAAAUUAUCGCUGGAGAAGGUAAAAACGCUCAGACGUUUCAAGCUCACUUGCUUAUUUUGCGUGCACGUUCCCCGUAUUUUCGAUGUGCUUUAUCAAAAGAAUGGGCCAAAAAUGAAGGCGCAAUGAUGGUUUUUAAAAAACCAAAUAUUUCACCUAAAAUAUUUGAGCUUAUACUCAAUUAUUUAUAUACCAGCGUAAUCGAUCUCAAUAAAGAAAACGGACAUGAUGUCUUGAGUUUACUUGUUGCCGCAGAUGAACUAGAAAUUAAGGAAUUAAACAAUCACGCUCAAGAGUUUUUGAUUACAAAAAUGUCUACCUGGGUUCAACAGAAUCUCGUAAAGAUUAUACAUACUAUUCCCUUUCGAAAAUCAUUCAAGAGAUUGGAUGAGUAUUGUGUUAAAACUUUCAGGGAAGAACCUCAUAUGUUUUUCGAAUCAGGGGAUUUUUUAUCUCUAAAGGAACAUGAACUUGUAUCUUUGCUAAAAUACGAUAAUCUAGCAAUGGACGAAAUCGAGGUUUGGAAUUCAAUCAUCAAAUGGGGUACUAAGAAUACCUUGAAUUUAAGCGACCAACCUAUUUCAAAAUGGACACCUAAAAAUUUUGCGGCUCUAGAAGAGACUCUUCAUCAAUGCAUUCCAUUGAUCCGAUAUAGCGAUAUCUCCAGCAAUGAUUACUUCGAAAAAGUAAUUCCUUAUGAGCAAAUACUUCCAAAGGAUAUAAAAAUAGAAAUUUUGGGUUAUCAUCUUAAAGGCUCUACUCCACAACCUGUUAAAAUUCUACCUCCUCGAUCAGGCUCCAUCGAUUCUAAGAUUAUUAGCUCUAAACACAUUAA